This is a messenger RNA of Hylaeus volcanicus, 16015 nucleotides long. RefSeq names its product dynamin (gene shi). Gene Ontology annotation, biological process: receptor-mediated endocytosis. Gene Ontology annotation, cellular component: cytoplasm; synapse; microtubule. Lineage: Eukaryota; Metazoa; Arthropoda; Insecta; Hymenoptera; Colletidae. Gene Ontology annotation, molecular function: GTPase activity; microtubule binding; GTP binding. The transcript has 17 exons. The coding region runs from base 467 to 3007 and encodes 846 amino acids. The record is from RefSeq and is a predicted model, not a curated record.
AGGUCAGCAGCAGGAGGACGAUAUGGAUUUUAUCUCGCGACGAAAAGUGGGUCACAUUGAAGGCGCCUAUGCGCACGCUUCGAUUAUCGAUUGAAACGUUACGUGCCUUGGUUCGUACGCUGGAUCUCAUUUAUGCGAACGCAGUGGCCGUGGAUGCUCGUAGCGUGUGAGUUUCUCGCAGUAGGCCAGUGACUGACAUAUCUUUCGUUGGUUUGAUCCGUUCCGGGGUCGCGUGAUUUUUGGAAAGAUGCGGUGAAAUUCGAUGUAGACCGACGUGUGCCUUCGCGAAAAUCGGCCAUUUUGGUAGUGCGUGGUUUGACGAAAACGGAUAGGAAUCACCUCUGGGCAGCUACCCUCGACGGUUGUGCGUGGAAGUGGUGGCAGCUCGGUGUCGCCCACAGGACACAGCCGUUAAAACUGAAAACGAUCGUGGUUGUUGGCUCGGUGAACAAACAGCCUCGACAAAAUGGCAGGAAACGUGGGCAUGGAACAGUUAAUCCCGAUCGUGAACAAGCUGCAAGAUGCAUUCACGCAACUCGGGGUGCACAUGCAACUCGAUCUACCACAAAUCGCUGUGGUAGGUGGUCAGAGCGCUGGAAAAAGUUCUGUUCUCGAGAACUUUGUUGGAAAAGACUUCUUACCUAGAGGGUCAGGCAUUGUAACCAGAAGACCGCUUAUCUUACAAUUGAUUAACAGUACAACUGAAACUGCUGAGUUUUUACACUGCAAAGGUAAAAAAUUUGUUGAUUUUGAUGAAGUGAGGAAGGAAAUUGAAGCAGAAACAGACAGGGUUACAGGCAGUAACAAGGGUAUUUCUAACAUACCCAUAAAUUUAAGAGUAUAUUCACCUAAUGUUUUGAAUUUGACCUUGAUCGAUUUGCCUGGUCUCACAAAAGUACCAAUUGGAGACCAACCGGCAGACAUAGAAGCUCAAAUAAAAGCCAUGAUUUUUCAAUUUAUCAAAAGAGAAAAUUGUCUUAUAUUGGCAGUAACUCCUGCAAACACAGAUUUAGCAAAUAGCGAUGCUCUUAAACUUGCUAAAGAAGUAGAUCCUGAAGGUGUCCGUACAAUUGGUGUUAUUACAAAAUUGGAUCUUAUGGAUGAUGGUACUGAUGCAAGAGAUAUUUUGGAGAACAAAUUGUUACCUCUAAGGCGAGGCUAUAUAGGUGUCGUUAAUAGAAGUCAGAAAGAUAUAGAAGGUCGAAAAGAUAUAAAAAAUGCUUUAGCAGCUGAAAGAAAAUUUUUCCUGAGUCAUCCAUCUUAUCGGCAUCUAGCAGAUAGAUUAGGAACACCUUAUUUGCAACGAGUCUUGAAUCAACAAUUGACAAAUCAUAUCAGGGACACUUUGCCAGCAUUAAGAGAUAGAUUACAAAAACAGUUGCUUACAUUGGAAAAGGAUGUAGAUCAAUACAAGCAUUUUAGACCCGAUGAUCCUGCCAUAAAAACAAAAGCAAUGUUGCAGAUGAUACAACAGCUCCAGUCGGAUUUUGAAAGGACUAUAGAAGGUUCCGGAUCCGCGCAAAUCAAUACAAAUGAACUCAGUGGAGGUGCUAAAAUAAACAGAUUGUUCCAUGAACGUUUCCCAUUUGAAAUAGUUAAAAUGGAGUUUGAUGAAAAAGAAUUGAGAAGAGAAAUUGCUUUUGCCAUUAGGAACAUUCAUGGUAUCAGGGUUGGUCUGUUUACUCCUGAUAUGGCCUUUGAGGCAAUAGUCAAGAAACAAAUCAAUAGACUCAAAGAACCGAGUCUAAAAUGUGUAGACUUAGUUGUGCAGGAACUCAGUAACGUUGUACGCAUUUGUACAGAUAGGAUGUCACGUUAUCCUAGAUUGAGAGAAGAAACGGAACGUAUCAUAACUACUCAUAUUAGGCAACGAGAACAGAUGUGCAAGGAGCAGUUGAUUCUUUUGGUUGAUUGUGAACUGGCAUAUAUGAAUACAAAUCACGAAGAUUUCAUUGGUUUCGCCAACGCGGCAGCCAGUAGCCAUAAUGCAAGUGCACAACAAUCUUCAGAAAAUGCUGUUAAGUCUGGGCGCCAUACAUUAGGCAAUCAAGUAAUACGUAAGGGGUACAUGUGUAUUCAUAAUCUUGGUAUAAUGAAAGGUGGUUCCAGAGAUUAUUGGUUUGUCUUAACAUCGGAGAGUAUUUCUUGGUUCAAAGAUGAAGAAGAACGCGAGAAGAAGUAUAUGCUACCUUUAGAUGGAUUGAAAUUGCGCGACUUGGAACAAGGAUUCAUGUCUCGACGCCAUUUGUUUGCUUUGUUUAAUCCAGAGGGCAGAAAUGUUUAUAAGGAUUACAAACAACUUGAAUUGAGCUGCGAAACACAGGAUGAUGUUGAUUCCUGGAAGGCCUCAUUUCUCAGAGCUGGUGUAUACCCUGAAAAAUCAACGGAGCAAACAAAUGGAGAAGGAGAGGAAGGAUAUGAGGGUGGAUCAGAGGCCCAGUCAUCAAUGGAUCCUCAACUGGAGCGUCAAGUGGAAACCAUUAGGAAUUUAGUAGAUUCGUACAUGAAGAUUGUUACAAAAACUACUCGCGAUCUUGUUCCAAAGUCAAUUAUGCAUUUGAUCAUUAAUAAUGCAAAGGACUUCAUCAAUGGAGAAUUGUUGGCACAUCUUUAUGCAAGCGGUGAUCAGGCUUCAAUGAUGGAGGAGUCGCCCGAAGAAGCACAAAAACGAGAAGAAAUGUUACGUAUGUAUCAUGCAUGCAAGGAGGCACUUCGUAUCAUCGGAGAUGUUUCGAUGGCAACAGUUUCCACUCCGGUGCCGCCACCAGUGAAGAAUGAUUGGUUGGCAUCUGGCGAGAAUCCAAGGUUAUCACCACCAUCUCCUGGUGGGCAAAGACGUGGAGUGACACAGCCACCACCUAUUUCUAGUUCUCGAGUACCACCACCGGUUCCGACAAGUGUCCGGCCAGCACCGGCCAUUCCCAACCGACCUGGACCUGGUGGACCGCCACCGUCGCGUGCUACGCCUGGCCUACCUCCUCCUCUAAUACCAUCGCGCCGACAAUAAGUCUUCGCACUAACUCGCCUAUUCGCUACUAAUCAAUACAUACAUAUAUAUAUCGAUUGCAUCUAGUCAGUGUACAUUUUACACGAAAUACAAUUUCCUAAUGCUACAUGUUUUGUCCGCAUAUAUUACAGAUUAUGAGAUCACUGUUAAUUAGGGGUGUGUAAUGUAUGUCGUAUACAAUAGUUAGCGACGAGACCGCCGAAGAAUUUUGACGAGCAACUUAUAUCUCAUCUGCCACGUAUCUAAACCAUGCCAAUGACCCACAUUUCUUUUCGAGAGGUCCAAUUAUUUUGUAAGAACGACCAAGAGAUCAUUUCUCAUAAUUUCGAUCGUUUUUUCCCUCCUUAAUAAUAUUUCGAAGCUUUUAUGCUCGUUUUCAGUCACCCUAACAGAGUGUACGCGUACUCGUACAUAAACGUUUGCACACCUCUAAUUAAAAAUCCUAAUUGUCUAUGAUACGAUUAAUCGUUUCUAGCGGGAAGCCACUAGAUACAAAUUGCCCUCAUUCGCAUUCAUAAUAAAUAAAACUAGGUAGAGUGAUAUAUAUAUAUUUCUUUCAUUGUAAAUUAGUUCGACGGAAUUGUACAUGAUACCUGUAUAUACAACUAAAAACGUUGUAAAAUAAACUUGUCUUGGGUUCUUAUCGCAAGUGGAUAAGCAUUCAUUCGUUUACUAACAGCAUGACAUUUUAAUUACUGUAUUUAACAUAAGGAAUUAUGUAAAAAUGUAACAUAACGAUACACGAUGGUCUUGCGAUACAUGUUACGCGUGAAAGCUUUUAAAUCUUCUAAUAUCGUUGCUUUUAUUCUACUAUUAAUUCGAUAAGCUGUACUUGAUGUCGGUUUUUAAUUUGUUACUAGUCAUUAACCAAGGACGAAUAUGUCGGUGCCUGCAUUUAAACAUUUUGUUUACAGUGUUAUAAGUUAAAAGUAUUUUUGGAAACGAAUCAAAUUUUAAUUGCAAUGUAGCUCUGCGAUUAUAUUUCUGGAGGUCACGCUCUCAUUUACCUCAAAAUGAAUCGUUAGAAUGGUUUCUUGCAACUUUUGAUUCGAUUACACAUCUGUAUUAAAUCUUGGUGUCCAAGGAAAAACGCUUUAAAUUUGCCUGGCAGCGAACGGGUUAAUUUACAAUUAUUUCUAAUAAUAAUUAGUGUGGCGCGUCACGUUUUGUUGAGAAGCACUGAUGUGGCUUACUAUUAAGGUAUAGCAAAGAAAAUUUUUCAAAAUAGUGAAAUCUUUGGUAAAAUCCGAGUGUCCGUGGUGUAUGUUUAGUCGUGGGGGUGGUCUACAGCAGAGGGUGACACAAGCUGCGACGCAGGCCGCUGCUAACGCCGCCGUGAACGAGCUGAUGGAUGCAUUCAAGAUCAAGUAAAUAGACUUGCUGUCCAUACUUUUCUAUAACGGAGUUUUACCCUUAACCACCAUUACGAUAUGGGUACCUCUUUAUUUAAGUUGCGCAAGUAGAUUGGUAGACUGUUCAGGGUUGAGAAUGAACACUAAUUCGAUGUCCUUAACUGUUUUCUCGAUAGAAUUUUUAAUAACAAUUUUCGCGCGUAACCGCUAUCAUUCUUUCUUCUUUACUCUCUCUAUAUCUCAUACUCUCUCGCUCUCUUGCAUGGUCCGAGAAAUUUAAUUAACAGCGAUGAUGAUGAUGCCUUUGAAGAUUGUAUAUCGUUAUAAAUAUACGUGCACACGGAGUUGGGCUUAAUAAAUUUCGGAAUAAAGAUAAGGUGAUUUUGUAAGCAAUGUUGAGAAUUGUUCGUUGGUCGAGACCUUUUCUAUGACGAAUAACAUCUUAUUCGUAUAAACGUAGUUGGAAUAUUUUAUUCGUUAUUCGAAAUGAAAUUUGCCCAACUCCACGGGUGUAUAUGUAAAUACAGUUAAUCCUAUGAGAGUGUUCGUAUCCUCUAUGUCUACUGAAGAAAUUUGUCUAAAUUAAAUGAUAGGCUUGAUGUUUCUAAAUAAAGGUUUGAUUAUAAAUAUGUACAUAAGUAGACUUCACACAUAUACACAUUUAUAAUGGAAAAAUUCAUUGGAAAACAUAAAGCCUACCAUUUAAUUUAUAAAAACUUAAUAGAGGAUACAAAUGUGUAUGAGGUUGACUGUAGAUACAGAAAAAAAAGCACACGAUUCCCGGGUGUGUUUGUUGCAUAAUGUAGGAAAUACGAUUAAAGGAAUAUCCAUGUCUAUUUGUAACACGUGCAAUUUGCUUCGUGGCAUUCCAUGUAUAUUAAUUCUAAUCCCCUCAGAGAAAGGAUUAACCCUUAGAGAAUCGAAAUAGAUACGCUUUUUACGAAUGUCAAAGUAUAGGGCGUGCGUUGUGUAAUAACUCGAUGAAAUUGUCCGAGGAGAAGUCACAGAAUCUCUUGUAAAAAGGAAGAGUAUAUAAAUAUAAAUUUCACAUCUGUUUCGCUUGCAACGUUGAAAAAGUUGGGCGGUCAGAGCGGCGAGCGAUCGUCUCGUUGAUAAAUGUAAAAACGCAGAGUCUAUCUUCACUGUAAUUGUAUCCAGUGAAUCUAUCCUGGAAAGUCUACCAGAACCCUAUAAUGUGAUCAAAGGUAGUUUCGAUUAAACGGUAUUCCGUUUUGCGAACGAGAAACGUUUUUGUAUCAUAAUUAGUCACGGUGAAUUCAUCGAUUGCGUAACAAAAGAUCGUUUCUAAAUUCUAUUUUUCUGUUCCUUUUCUAUUUUUAUUAUUGUUUUUUUUUUGUUGUUGCGAGAUAAGAAAAAAAAUGUCAUGCUGUUGGGAAAGAGUUGAAAGAUUGUCGGGAAACCGUUCGUUUACGUCGUGCGUAUCGAUCGAUCGAUCGAUCGGUCGAAUCGGCGACAAUUGUGUUGAUACCGAAAUAAGUUUAAGUAUUCAUAAAAAGAAAAGCAAAAAAUAUAGUCACUGUUUCUCUACCUUUUAAGAUGUUCACCGUAUUUAGUUUCAUCUUAGCCGUAAAUAUUAAAUACCGUACGAAGAUAUACAUGUAUACAUACAUGCAUAACUAGCUACUCCCUAUGAAAUAUUAACGACAAAAAAAAAACAACGUGCUCAGACAUAGGAUGUGAUAUAGCGUAGAAUGCUUCGAGGAUUUUGCAUGAAAAUCCUGUGAAAACCCACACUCUCUAUUUCUCUCUGUCUCUCUUUCUCUAAAACAAAAAGAAAGGGUCUAAACUGACACUAACUGAUACCGGAUCAGAAUAAUUAUAACAGUAAUCGUAUUAUCGUUAACAAUGUAUAAUGAAUGUAUAUCACGCGGCGGGGGCGUUCAGGAGCUGUGUAUUAUUGUAUUACGACGGAACUUGUCGUUUCCAGGGCUCCUCGACCGUGCUUGGCAAUUUAGUUAAAUUGUACGUGUAUAUAAGGAUGAAUAUAUGAUGCGUGUACCAAAUUCUUGUAAUUAGACGUAAUAAACGCGUCUCCGCGAAGCAACGUGCUUCGAAUCUUGACUUGUACGAUAGUAUCGUAAUAUUUAUAUAUAAUUCAUAAUUAUAUAUAAAUGUAUAAUAUUUCGAAUAUUUUGAAUUAUAUAUAAUUUACAUAUAUAUUUAUAUAUGGAUAUAUAAAUAUAGAUGUACAUAAAUAUAAUUUUGGAUAAGAUUAUCGUAAGGAAACUUCGUGGGGAAUGGAAUGUUCGAUAUUUAUUUCGAAUCAAACUAUCUUUAGAAUCGGUUAAAUAAUAUCCAAAGUAAUGGAUUACCUUUAAACUUCAAACAAAUUCUACAAUAAGUUCGAAAGACAGAGUAAGAUUCUCUAAAUUCUUUGUUGUUUCUUCGUAAUUCUUUUUUCUCUCUAUUCACUUAUUAUUAAAUAAAAUUAUUUCCUGUUCAGUUUUUACUGUAAUUAAUUCUUGUAAAUCUCAAGGCUUAUAUAUAUUCUAUAUGGUGGUUACAAUAAACCCUUAUAAGCCAUUUGAGUCAAUUUCUAAAGAAAAUGUAAUGAAACGUAGUUAAAUAUAUCUGACAAUGAGUAUAGUAACUCUACAUUAUCUGAUUGUAAGUGCAAUAAAUACUUCAAAUAACAAAUUUAUUUAAUUACAUGGUAGAUUAAGUAGAAUACAAAGCUAGGUAAAUAUUAUAGUUACACAAAAAAAAGGAAUUCGUCGAAAUAACAAUAAUUCUAAAUCAUGAAACCAUUUCGUUAAUUUAAAAAAAAAAAAAAUGAAAAAGAUCAUGAUGUAAAUCCCUUCUCCAAUUCGUCUUGAAUAUUAUCGAUACUUUAGUUGUUUUUAUCUCAGGCAUAAAUAUUACUUUUAAAAUUGUUUCUUGAAACGGUAUAACAUAAAUAUGUACAUGUAUUAUUCUCGUAUUAUGAAUAAGAUAAUUAUUGCCAUAUACGUUAUGGCUAAAAAUGUUGUGUAACAUAUUAAAGUAACUCAGGCUUAGAAUAUACCUAAUGUAAUAGCUUAACGAAAUUAGGGAGAAUAUCAUUCCAUAUGGUUGUGUGAAAAUCACGAACGCACUGCGUGUUAUACGUUGCUCGUGUAAACAAUAAGAAUAAUGAAAUUACGAAAUGUUAUUUACUAGACUGCGGAUUUGAUGUAUUUAUGAUGUACGCUAAUAUGGAAAAUAUACAAAAAAUAUAUACAUCAUUUAUGUAGAAUAUAUUCUAUUAAUUAUUGUAAUAAUAUUUUAUUUGGCACAAAUGUAUAUAACUAUUGGUUAUGUUUAGUAUAUAUUUCUUAUAUUCCAUUGUAUUACAAAAGGUACAUAAAAUCCGCAGUUCAGUCACUACGAGUUACAAAAGACGUUAAAGAAAUUAUGUUUAGAACACUCGAACAGAAAAUAUGUGAAAUAUUUGACGCCAUAUGUUACAUUCUCUCAUCCUCUUUUCAUUACUUUCUUUAGUUUGAUUCAAAUUGGCUUAAAGAGGUUUGAUUUAUAUUUUAAUCCAGACAUGAUCGAUACUGAUCGAUAGUGAACCGAAAUGAUUCGAUUUUUGCUCCGCUCCACCCGUAACGAGUUUCCUUAAGAAAGCCAUAGAGAUAUUAUAAGAGAGAGAGAGUAAGGGAGCCAGACCUCCAGCCGCGUACCACAAUUAAAAAGAGAAAGAAAACCAUUGUAUUUGUACCAACCUGUCUUUGUCUAGCAACGUUUUCAACGUUGACUCUUUAUUCAAUUCAAUUCACGCAACUUUCAAUUAUUUUCUUGUUAUUUUCUUUAUCAUUGUUAACGUUGUACAAUAUAUACAUUGUAUAAAUGCGCAAUAUAAUAAUUGUAUAUGUUUUAUAAAUUCGCAAUGUACAGAUGUGCCGCGGUUUAUCCUUCUCUUUCUAACGAUGCAACAUUUCCACAUACAGGCAGGCCUAUAUCUUCCCUGCCCUAUCUAUUGUAUAAUAUCUCUAUGAAGAAAACGCGUGCAUUUAUCCAUGAAUAUUUGCAACGGUCUCGCGGUUCGAUAGUCAACAAUCGAAAGCACGAAACGGGUUCCUAUCGUUGCGCGACGAAUGCUACGUCGGUAGCGAGUUGAAUAUUUUCGAAUGGCUCGCGCAGUGACGCGUGGAAGACCGAGGGCAAUACUCGAAGUGCAAUUACAGAAAAGAAAAUAUUAUUUUUCGUUACAGCAGAACGUCGAAGGUCUACAUGGGUAGAUAACGACUUUACGAGAGCAUCGAUGACGACGAGCUCGCGUUUCUCGUGUCACUGCGCCCUUCGUGUUCCAUCUUAUCGGUUGUUCCAGACGUAAACGCAAUAGGACGGAUCACGAAAGACUCGAAGGCAAUUGUGCGAUUUUCGAAAUUGAGCGAAGCGUGCGCGUUCAGUGCCGUAACUAGCAUUUCUGAGGACCCAUUUCAUUGAACGAGUACAAUGGAAUUUUUAAUUUUUUUUGUAAGAAAACAGUCGAUAAAACCUGAAUCAAUAUUUAUUAGAUUAAAGAAACUUUCUUUAUAAAAUGUUUCUGGCGAGGCAGUUGCGAGACUUCUCCAUAUUUAUCAGUUAGUAUUCAACUUAUAUUUGUGACUGAAACGUGUUCAAAAAUAAUUAGCUGAUAUCAACCCUUUUAGUACCGACUCAAGUUCGAAAUAAAAAUGAUACAGAUUUAGUUUGAAGCUACUUAAUUUACAAAUAGACAUGUUAUGAAAUAAAGAGAAAAUUAUAUCGAUAAUGUUUAGUUAAAAUUAUGAAAAAAAAUCGAAUCGUUAUAAUUGAAAUCGAACAUACAUUAUAAACAGCAUUUAUAAAAAAAAAAAAAAAAAAAAAAAAAUCGUCCCUGACGUAGUUCGACGUGGAACAUAUAAUACAAAAUAUACAGUGGCUGUAGAAUGUAUUCGUACACCGAUCAAUUUCCCACUGACUAAAUAACUAAUUCUGUAUCAUCUAUUGCGGUGUAGGUUUUUUGUAAUACAGUUUGGGUUAACAUAAUUUAACGUCAACGCAGGAAUAUAAAUGAAUGUUGAAGUCUGAAAAGGUACUAAAAGGGUCAAGUCUAUUUCUUGUUUCAAAUUCAUGGGUCAAGCUUAGUUUUGUCACUAUACGCGGCGCCCAACUCCUUUGUUUCGAUAUUUUGAAGGGCCUAACGAUAAUCAGCGACGUUGAUCGAUCUAACAUGAAUUUGUUUAUGCCGACUUUACGUAAGAUCCGCGAUUUGUCAGAGGCGUGUACAACGUUCGCUUGCCGUUUGAUAAUUUGCACGAUGCCGGUCGAGGAAGCGUAUCUUUUCGAUAUAGUUGCUCGAGACGAUUAAUCGAUUAUUCAGAUUGAACACAGGGCAGCCCAGCCUGUAGUUUAAACCAGUUAAUCUCAACAGGCCCAGUAUGACUCCGAAUUAAGUACUCGAUUCGUUGGUUCUUGAGGAGCAAUGAGUGAAAGAUAUAAAAAUUUCCGAGUUGGCCAGGGAAGAUAUCAAUAAAAUAUUAAUACUACACUCGUACACAAUCAGUCUCAUAAUUACUCGUAUCCCCUUGUGCCUAUUGAAGAACUUUGUCUUAAUUAAAUGAUAGAUUCAAUGUUUCAUUAUAAAUAUGUACAUGAGUAAACUUCACAGGUGUAUGUAUUUAUAAUGAAAAAUUUAUCUGGAAACAUUAAACCUACUAUUUUAAUUCAAACAAAUGUCUUCAGUAAACGUAGAGGUGAUAUUAAAUACAUAUAUUGGUAUUAUAUUAUUAAACCAAGGGCUGUUAAAAACAACUUCGGAAUCAGUAGUGGAAUUGAAACAAAGUUUAGAAAAAAAAAUAAAAUUUCUUUUGUUAACUUUCUCGGUUCACAUUUAAUUGUACGAGAACCUUGAUAAAUAAUUACUUCAGCCUCGAGGAUUCCAUUAAUCACUGCGCCAAUCCCCCGAUUCACAAGGGACAUUGGUUUCUUGGAAUACCGUGUAAAUUAAGGUCAAAGGGUUUAACCGACUUUGAAAAGGAGGAGGUUACUCGAUUCGACAUAUAGAUUUUUCCUUUUUUAUAUAUAUGUUUAUAUGAAAAAUCGGUGUAAGUCGAGAAAACACCAAAAAUGUGUAUAGUUUAAUCAGUUAUUUAAUUGAAUUCAUUCGUAUAUAAAAUAAAAGUAAAAUAAAAGUACGAAUGCAAACGAAGCAGAAAACAUUGGUUCAUUCAUAAAGUAAGAAAUAUAUAAAGUUACAUCUUAUGAUUGUAACAAGUACCUAACAAUAAUCACGAGUGGUAUAUAACAGAUAUAAAGCAGAUCUCGAAAGCGAGCCAUUGGUCAAAAUAGAUUGAGAAACACUGGUUCAUACUACUCGCUGGAUAAUUGUAUCGUGUAUGGUGGCAAGACACCAAAAGGUAAACACACACACACACACACACACACUAAAGACCCGCGAGCAGCCACAAGUGGUAUUAUUGUAAUGUUACUGUACAGAAGUAUCCGUAUAUCUACGUAUAUAGAUAUACAAUACGUAUACAUACACUUAUACUAAUCAUUUUAUGCACUGUAAUGACAGAGUUAAGUAGGUCGUACGUUGAAAUUACAGAGAUAAUUACAAUUACGAUAUUAUUAUUAUUAUUAUUAUUAUUAUUAUUAUUAUUAUUAACGACAUUAUUAUGUACUGUAUAGGAUUAAAAGGUAACGUUACUUGUUUCAGUAGCGUGUAACACGUUCCAUGUUCGGUAGAUUAUGAGACGUUUUAUUUUCAAGUUUCACUAUUAGCGUGGUUACUUUGUGACAGAGGGUCGUUCUUGUUGCGCGUUGAGAUAUAGGCGAUAGAAAUAUUGUCGUAACUCUAAACGAUCCACGCGCCGUGCGUAGCGUUUCAAAAAUUGGGCAUAUCAAGUAGAUGCGCGCGCGCAAAAAUGAUCGUUCUUCUGUGUACAGAUUCUUCGAUGUUCGUCGGCGGUAUAUCGAGGGUUCCACCCUCCCGAGACCGUGAGCAUAUUUCUUUAUAAAAAUACAGUAUCGCCUGAGAAAUUGGCAACGGUUCGAGUCCGAGCUGAGAACUUAUAUGCCUAAUAUAUUGAAUCUGUCUUUAUGUAUUAGAUUGUCCCAAAAGUUUCUUUUGUGAGUUGCACUCAAUUAUUUUGUGCGUCGGUGUUUAUAUAAAUAGACAAUCUAAUUUUUUAGAUAAUUCAACAAUGUAAUACAAAACAUAAAAUAUCGUGUAUGUAUUACUUAUUAAUAAAACGAAAGAAACUUUUGGGACAACCUAAUAAAAAUAAGUCUUAUACAAGAGUCGUAUCAAGCAUAUAUUUAAAUUCUCCAAAAAAGAAAGCAUUGUUUAUUUACAAAUAAUCGGAGCCAGUUGAGUACAAACAGUGAAGGAUUUCUCAAAAUAAAAUAUUCCUUCAAAGUAACGUUAAUUAACAAAGUCAGGAAGUAAAAAUUAGCCAACUUCUCAGGCAAUAUAGUAUACAGUCUUGUGAAUUCAUUUUCCAUUUAUAAACAUUCAAAUGCGCGAGCAAAUAAAUUUUAUCAACCGAAAUCACUAUCGUAAAUGAUACUGACUGGGUGGAAUCUGUGUUACAGACGUUACAACGAAAGACGAUAAGUGAAAAAAAAAAACCUGUGAUGGGCCGAAUCACCCAUCGGUGUUCUUUUUAUGCUCGUACCGUCAAUUAAACAAUGAAUCGAUGUUUCGUUUGGAAUAAUCCUCCGUAUAAUUGUUUAUUUGUACCACCGUGUAUCGUGCGAUCUGUACAACGAUACUCGUCGUGUAUCGAGCCUAAAAGAAAAGGUCCUCGAGAAUAAACCCUCAGCUUUCGGGACUGGAUCCGAUGGAACCUAGCGUUGACGAUGUUUAGCGAUGUCACCGUUAACAGUACUAGAAAUCACUAACGGAUGCAAAGGAAGUAAUAAUUAAUCUCCGUGUGAACACUAGAAUAAUAUUGUUAUCGUACCUAGCAUUUAACCGUGGAACCGAGAAGCGAGUGUACACGCGUUUGUGGCAGACUGAUUAGUUUGGACAUCUUAACCUCUUCAGGGUCGUAUCCAUUUUUUUGUUCGGAUCGAACAAAAAUGCGAACUAAUACAUUUAUCCAUGACGUCUACCAAUCUUGCCCCGUUAUACUGAAAAAUUAAUUGCGAAUAAGUAUUUAUCGUUGGUUUCGUAUCAAGUAUUUUAUUAUGUUUAUAAUUAAUAUACAAUUUUUUAAAGAAUUAUAUUUUAAAUGAGUCAGAUGUAAUCUUUAUGAUACCUGUAGUGUACGUUAUGUAUGUUAUAAUAUACAUAAUGUAAGCUUUGUUAAUAAUUGAUAUACAAAGCAUUUUAUGUCUAGUGUUAUCGUGCAGUGAAGUUAUAAAUUGCCGAAAGCGUUUAUUAAUAAACUGCUUGCUGAGCUUUGUGAUGAAUAUUUAUUUAGUCUGAAAAAAAAGCAAUGUUAUAACGUUAAGUUAAUUACAAAUAUUUAAUCCCUAAUUUUAAUGAUUACUUCCACGUUACAUUAUUUAAAUUAACUUAAAAACGAAACGUACAGAUAUGUGCCAGUAUCCCCGAAGAGGUUAAGUACUUAAAAAUUGUAACCUAGAGUGUAAUCUUUAAUUUCCUAAGAACCCGACACGUUCGAACGAAAUCGUUUUCUUUUACCUCGUUCAUUUUAUUUUUUCUCAUUUCCCUCGAUAUAUUCGUAUCGUUCUCGAGAUUGGUUGCGUUCGGAUCUUUGUUUGCGCAAUAGAGAGAGAGGAAGAGGAAAGAAAAUCGCGCGAAACCGUGACCGAUUGAACGGAAACCACUUGACCGUGACGCAUCCUUCCACGCCACGGAUUAUUAUACAUGCUUCCAUCUAAGAGCCUUAACUAUAGCAAAGUUCUAGUUCAAACAAAGCUUACACACACCGUGUAGCGCGAAGUUAAGGGGUAGGACAAAUUUUAUUCGAACAGUAAACAUAUGGUGUUGAUUUGUAAUGUUUAUACGAUCGAGCAGCCUAAUUUCUACUUAUUCAUCCUGUAAUACUUCCUUUUGUAAUCUAAUUUUGACUCGAUGUCUAAACGGUUUUUUACCUUUUAUUCAUUAUUCGAAAUUUCUAUUUAGACAAAAAUUUGUCCUAUCUCUGGCAAAGUCCGAUCUUGUACAUCGCGGGCUGAGACCCAAUUGCCGUCUUAACGUACGGGCACGGGUGCCCCAUGCUAAUUUGUGCAACGUUGAACACAUACGUGACGAACGACAUUGGUCACUGGAAUUGCCCAUUGCCUUUGAAUUUCUUUUUUUUUUUUCAUCUGCGAUAUCUAAACGAAAUAAAUUCAACAAGGGUCCCAAUGCACUCAUUUGCUCGGGGGCCCGCAACGACGUUAAGACGGCUCUGUCGAGAACGUAACACGAACUGACGCGCGUAAACGUCAACGGUAGAAUCGACGUUGGGACGAAAAGGUGGAACGAAAUCUGCAAAAUAUGCAAUUAAGUCGAUUAACGGAAACCGUGACUGGCGCCACGAUUAUUUCCACGGGGUAUUAGAUCAGUGAUUCUUAACUACCAUCAAGCUGCGAACCAUCGUGCUGUAAAUAUUUGGCAACUGAUUUUAUGAAUUCUUAUUUUUUACCUGUCUUAAAAUUGCAGUUACAAUUAUCAAACGAUUUAGAACUGUAACGAAUUGUUUAUUUUCAAUUCGAAGGUUCUUAACCCUCUUUGAUCGAGAAAAUUUCAAAAUAAAUUUUACUGGUAACCUAAUUUAGGAUCAUAUAACAGGAGCAUUUAUAAUAAAUACGUAUUUUUAAAAUGCAAGUACACCAGCAGAGAAACUAUUAUAACGGAAAUGCUGAAAUUAUUCUCUAUGCAUUUUUACCAAGUACUCUCGAAGCCAUGUGAUGCCAGCAUUGGUUCCAAACUCGCGCAUACGCGUCGUUAAAAGUUGAAUGCGCAGUACUGUAGCCAGGGCCGGCGUUCUAGUUUUGCAACCUCGUCAAAAUUCACAAAUCCUAUCCAGACUUGUUUACUUUAACAUCUGAUCUUCAAAACAAUUUUUUUAAUUCCAUCGGGAAAAUCACUGUCACCCAUAUAUGGAUAACGUGGCGAUCAACUGUUAACGGAAAACACCGACCAAUCAGAGUGCGCGUAUGCCGGUUGAGCGUAGGCUACGCGCUAAGUGGCAGCUCUUGUACGCUACCAUGGCCGCUCCACCGGCAUACUCGCGCUCUGAUUGGUCGGGGUUUUCCGUUAAUAUCUCCUUAACGAAGCCGCGGAUAACAUUUUCGCUAAGGAAAAAGUUGUUUCAAAUCACCUCUAGCCUCUAUGUACAGGGUGUCCCAAAAAUGUUGGAAGUCAUUGAAAGGAGUGGUUUAGGAGGUGAUUUGAAACAACUUUUUCCUUAGCGAAAAUAUUGUCCGCGUCUUCGUUGAGGAGAUAUUAACGGAAAAUACUGACCAAUCAGAGCGCCAGUAUGCCGAUGGAGCGCUCGCGGCAGCGUAUGAGCGCGGCCGCCUAGCGCGUAGCCUACGCUCAACCGGUAUACUCGCGCUCUGAUUGGUUGGGGUAUUUUGUUAAUAUCUCCCCAACGAAGCCUCGGACAAUAUUUUCGCUAAGGAAAAAGUUGUUUCAAAUCACCUCCCGAACCACCUCUUUCAAGGUGUUACAACAUUUUUGGGACCAGCUGAUUCGCAGGUGAUUGCGAGUGUGCGUCUUUCUCACACGUCUUGAUCCUGAAAAAAUGUCCCACAAUUCUUGUAUACUUUUAUCAUUUUUGGGCGUGUUAAGGGCGUCACUGUAAUGGUCAGAUUAGGCAUUACUGACGCAACAGAUAAUGCAAAAAAAUGCAUGCGCGAAUAGGAAACAACACUGGCAUCACAGCCGAACCUCUCCGGCCAGUAUUGGCAUAUUUAUCAGUUCACUCCUGCAGUUCAUGUCGUCCGAUAGUUGACAGCAAAUAUUCUCUGUGCAUCUAUCUUACGCAUUUUCAAUACUUAUGUUACGUUUAUACCUUUACGACGUUAAUACCUUUGAACAACUUUCGCGUUCUCGUUACAAAUUGCUUACUUUACGUCGUUGCAUUCUUGUGCAUUUCUCGAUUCCUGGGAGUGUACAAAUAAAUUGUUACUUGUACAAAUAAUUUUUGAAAUGUGCAGUAAAAAAUAAAGAAUCAUCUAAAUAACGCGUCGAGCUUAGAAAAGUUAAGAAUUAUUGUGUUAGAUCGAUUAUAUCCGUGGCCAGUCGCGGCUGAACUAAGUAACCCACGUGAUGUCAAUGGCGAGCCCUUGGAAUAACGGGCACAGAAACAUUGAUUAAAUCCACAGUUUCGCGAGAUACGCAGCUUCUUGGAUAGUUUUAAUGUCGCGUAGCGUCUUCGUGAUCAUUUUUUAUACUUGCUACAACUCGCUAAUUUUUAUAGAAAUUUUCUUCCAUGUCCGAGAGAACAGAGGCGUUCGUUGAGUUCGUCGCCGAUCGAAUGGUUAAAUUCCUCCGAUGUAUAAUCGUAAAAAAAUUGCACGUAAUCGAGCAAGGGACGCAUCGACGGGGUUACUUAGCGAACUAAUUUCCGGUUUGUGCACUUCACGCGACUCACACACGUUGUAAUAUCGUGCGAACACACGCGCGGUAUGCAUACACUGUUUUCCUGCAAUAUAAAUGUGUAUAUAGGGAAUAACAUGUUAUAGAUUAUAAAUAUAUAUAUAUCUCUAUAUAUAAAAGAAUGAGAAUUCGAGAGAAAGCCUA